Trichosurus vulpecula (common brushtail) is the source of this 741-nucleotide messenger RNA. RefSeq names its product endothelial cell specific molecule 1 (gene ESM1). Gene Ontology annotation, cellular component: extracellular region. The record is from RefSeq and is a predicted model, not a curated record. The transcript is spliced from 3 exons. NCBI's taxonomy places the organism in Eukaryota, Metazoa, Chordata, Mammalia, Diprotodontia, Phalangeridae.
AUGACGGCGAAGCAUGCGGGCAACCCAGCGUAUAAAACUCAUCCACUUGUAGCCCGAUGCUCAGCUACGUCUUUCAUUCUUGACGGCUGCAUCCCGAAGCCGGGACUGCGGUGCUCUUAGUUGAGAGUUCUGCUUGGAAGCCAGCCUCGUUGUGCGCCAGCCGGGGAAUCAGCCAUGAAGGGCGUCUGGCUGCUGCUGACCACGCUGCUGAUAUCUGCGCACCUGGAGGUGGCCGGGGGCAGUGACAGAUACGCAGUGGAUUGCCCGGCGGACUGCGAUCCCAACUACUGCAAAAGCAGCCAGCACUGCAAGCAAACCGUGCUGGACGACUGCGGCUGCUGCCGCGUGUGCGCCGCGUCCUUAGGGGGAACUUGCUACCGCACGGUCUCGGGCAUGGACGGCGCCAAGUGCGGCCCGGGGCUGUACUGCCACUUUUCCAACCAGGAGGAUGCUUUUGGUGAAGAGUUCGGUAUCUGCAAAGAAUGUCCUUAUGGUACCUAUGGAAUGGGAUGCAAAGAGACCUGCGAAUGUUCGUCUGGCAUAUGUGACAAAGUCACUGGAAAAUGUUUGAAAUUUCACUUUUUCCAGGCUUCGAGGCCUUCCAAAAGGAGACUGAUGCCUUCUUCAGAUCACGACAUGGCUUCUGGAGACGGCAAUGCAGUCAAAGAUCAAUUUGUGAAAAACAAUGCAGGUCACCCUCCAGAAACGAAAUGGUUAAAGCCUCGCUGAUAUUGGGUAUGG